Nannospalax galili (Upper Galilee mountains blind mole rat) is the source of this 1650-nucleotide messenger RNA. RefSeq names its product protein phosphatase 1 regulatory inhibitor subunit 1B (gene Ppp1r1b). Gene Ontology annotation, cellular component: cytoplasm. Gene Ontology annotation, biological process: intracellular signal transduction. The transcript is spliced from 7 exons. The coding region runs from base 345 to 959 and encodes 204 amino acids. Gene Ontology annotation, molecular function: protein phosphatase inhibitor activity. Lineage: Eukaryota; Metazoa; Chordata; Mammalia; Rodentia; Spalacidae. The record is from RefSeq and is a predicted model, not a curated record.
CGGGAGAAGAGGAAGGCAGAGAGAGAGAGACAGAGGCAGGUGCGGCGAGGACAGCUCUCCCGGACCGCACAGAGCGCAGGGUGGGAGCCCGGAGCCCCGCGCCCCAGCCAGGCAGCCGAGGCGCGGAGACCGCGAGCUCGGGCUGGGGGCGCCGAGCCCAGCGCAGCAGGCGAGCCCGGAGGUCCAGCCAUUCCGGCGCUCGCUCGCCUCCCCUAGCCCGGCGCGGGGCUGUCCUCGGUGCGGGGAUAGCGCUCCUCCUCCUCCCCCGGCACUGGCCGCGGGCAGCUCGGGGCAACAGUGCAGGGACCAAACUCUCGGGAGAGCCCAGGUGCACGCUGCCCGCCAUGGACCCCAAGGACCGCAAGAAGAUCCAGUUCUCGGUGCCCGCGCCCCCCAGCCAGCUCGACCCCCGCCAGGUGGAGAUGAUCCGGCGCCGGAGACCAACCCCUGCCAUGUUGUUCCGGCUCUCAGAGCACUCCUCGCCAGAGGAGGAAGCUUCGCCCCACCAGAGAGCCUCAGGAGAGGGGCACCACCUCAAGUCGAAGAGACCUAACCCCUGUGCCUACACUCCCCCCUCACUGAAAGCUGUGCAGCGCAUUGCUGAGUCCCACCUACAGACCAUCAGCAACUUGAGCGAGAACCAGGCCUCCGAGGAGGAGGAUGAACUGGGGGAGCUUCGGGAGCUGGGCUAUCCAAGAGAGGAAGAAGAGGAGGAUGAGGAUGAGGAUGAAGAGGAGGAGGAAGAGGACAGCCAGGCUGAAGUCCUGAAGGGCAACAGGGGAACUGUGGGACAGAAGCAAACCUGUGGCCAAGGUCUGGAGGGGCCCUGGGAACGCCCACCCCCUUUGGAUGAGCCCCAGAGAGAUGGAAGUUCUGAUGAUCAAGUGGAAGACAGAGCAGCACUAAGUGAGUCGGGAGAGGAGCCUCAGCGCCCUGGCCCCCCUGAGCCUGGCACAUAAGCUCCUAGUCCUGCAUCUCCUAGGAGGACGUGUCCCCCAGAAACCCGUUCUGGCCUCACCCUACUUUGUACCCUUCCCCUCACUUGCUAGGGCUGCGGCUUCUGACUUCUAGAAGACUAAGGCUGGUCUGUUUGCUUUGGCUGAUGCCCAGAGUCCCUGAUGCCUUUCCCUGCCAGUUGUUCUUUCAUUCACCCGGUGGGAGGGGGGACAUGAGAGGGCCCACCCUAGAAAACCCAGGAAGCCAGAAACAAAUACCCUUCUCCAUUCUACUCUCCAGGUCCUCUCCCCUAGGCACAGGAGACCCACAGGGCAGGACCCUAAGAUCUGGGGGAAGGAGGUACUGAGAGCCUGCAGGUGCCCGGAGAUCUCCAUCCCCUCUCCUAUGGGAGACUCCAAUUCACCACCCCUCUCACAGGCUUCUAUCAGGGUCCAGGCCUCAGGCAUUCUCCACAGCCUCAAUAUUUUGGACAUCAUCUUCCACCAUUACCCUUGUUCCUGCUGGGUGCCUGCAAGAUGAACUGGCAGAGGCUGCUUAUUGCAUUUUCUUUAUGCUUUGAUGCCAGGAAUGCCACUUAGUAUAUAUCCUUAGAUGGAGCACACAGUGGAGGUCCUGGUUUUUCUUGUCCUCCAGCUGCUUGGCCCCUUCCCCUUCUUCCCUGACUCCAAGCCUGACCCCCAUAUCAUGCUGUAA